Molecule: messenger RNA, 7935 nt
Organism: Diorhabda sublineata
Lineage: Eukaryota; Metazoa; Arthropoda; Insecta; Coleoptera; Chrysomelidae
Gene: Cdk5alpha
Product: cyclin-dependent kinase 5 activator 1
Exons: 2
Coding region: 126-1280 (384 amino acids)
Biological process (GO): positive regulation of cyclin-dependent protein serine/threonine kinase activity; activation of protein kinase activity
Cellular component (GO): cytoplasm; protein kinase 5 complex
Molecular function (GO): protein kinase binding; cyclin-dependent protein serine/threonine kinase activator activity
Source: RefSeq, a predicted model, not a curated record
ACACAAGAUCGAACCCUGGGCUAGCAUUGCAGACGAGAGAAUCAUUGACAUUAACUCCCAUAUUAUGAAAAAAAUGUGUUAGUUGUUAAGUAGUGUAAGUUUAGUUAAAAAAAAAAAAAAAAAAAAUGGGCACCGUGCUUAGUUUUUCACCGCGCGAGCGACGUCCCGUGUAUGCAUCGAGUACAACGGGCGAUUUCACAUUAAAUAACUUUUCCUACGAACAAUUGAAUAACGUGAAAAAUCGCGAUUCGAAAAGUAACUGCAGUGUAACAAAUUCCAACAACCACAAUUUGUGCAACAAUAUUAAUAAUAAUGAAAACGCGAGGAUUAUAUCGGAAAAAAACGCCUUGGAAAAAAAUUUAAGAAAACAUUCCUUGUUCAUAAACGCGCUAUCCUGGAAGCGAUUCUCCACGACAAACAACAACAAAAAGAAACUAGACAACAACAAAAACAAGAACAUAACAGUGUUCAGACAACCUCUUGUCGAUAAUGUUCAUCCGGUUAUAGACAAAAACAAAAAUAUCCAUCAAAACAAACAUGGCUCGUAUUAUUCGAAUUCGAAGAGCACGUCAGCUUUAGCCUUAGACAUUGUUAGAGUGAAUAACGCAAAUAACAAUACUAAUAAUCAUUUACACUGCGAGAAAGUCGUUAAUAAACAAGUUAUAUUAAACCAGAGUUCGAUCAACUCGCAAAAUCAGGUUGUUCCCGUUGCUGCACCCAAAAAGACUGUCAUCCAAGCUUCCACCUCUGAAUUAUUGAAGUGUUUGGGGAUGUUCCUACACGCCAAAUGCUACAAAUUGAGAGAUUUUCAAGCUGGAGAUGCCGUCAUGUGGCUAAGAACUGUUGAUAGAAGUUUAUUGUUGCAAGGAUGGCAGGAUGUGGCUUUUAUCAAUCCAGCCAACGUAGUUUUCGUCUAUAUGCUGGUUCGAGAUCUAGUGAAAUCUGACAUAGAAUGCGAACAGGAUCUUCAAGCUGUUGUUCUCACUUGUCUUUACCUCUCCUAUUCUUAUAUGGGAAACGAGAUAUCGUACCCUCUGAAACCGUUCUUAGUGGAAGACUCUAAAGAAAAAUUUUGGGACAGAUGCCUCGAUAUCGUCGAUAGGCUUUCCUCCAGCAUGCUGAGAAUCAACGCAGAACCGGGAUACUUCACCGAAAUAUUUACGGAAUUGAAAGCUUGCGGUAUUGGUAAUAUUGUAGCUAACAAUAUGGCUGCUGUGGGUAGUCAAACUGUACCCGUAUCUGUAGUUUCGUGUAAUUCUGGUGCAACAACGCCAGCUUGACGUAAGGAAAUUACAAUAGUGAAAUUGAGUUUGGCUGAUUUACCAACAGUACCAUGUGAAGUUUGAAUAAAUAUUUUGUAUCUUCCAAAUGUUACUGUAGUUAGAUGGAAUUUGACAAAUCUGUCAUACGGUGAGGCCAAAUUUUUAGAUAAAAAACCCGUCGUCGAAAUCGGGAUAAUACCGGUUGUAGUUUUAGUAGAGAUUUUUGAGGAACUUUGAAGAACGAUUCUUUUCUAAAGUUCUUUGGGAACUAAGUUCAAUUACUAAGUAAUUUAUGAAAUUGAUAAUUUUAAGUCUUAAAUUAAAUUUACAAACUUGGGAUGAACCUAAUGAUUUCAAAACUUUUCGUAAAUAGUAAAUUUAAUUCCAGAUAGAAUAUAUUUAUAGACAAAAGGUGCGUACCUGUUUGAUCGAUCUGUCAAAUUCUCGAUUGAAUCGUGGUACCUAAUUAUUUUCGUUAAUAUUUUUCUCGAAGACGUAGAAAUGAAAUUUAUCUCUUCUUGUAAAAUAAAUACAUAUAAUAUAGAGAUAUCCUUUCUAUAACUGAUUUUAUAGAAAACGUUUAUCCUUAUUCACAGAUCGAUGAAUGAAUAUUUCGUAACCUUGAAAUACUUUUUGCUUUGUUGAAGGAGUAAUUAUAUUUUGUCCUUGAAUAAAUUUCACCGUCUUGAUUAUAUAUUAUAUAAGACCGUUGGAAAUGGGUCGUUUUUCGUUAUCGAGAAAAAUCCAAUGGAUCUGCGGAAAAAAAAAACUGGCGACCCGAAAUUAAUCAUAUAUUUCACGCAAACCGCACAUUAAUUAAUAUGAUGAUUCAUCGAUUAAAUUAAUAACCAGUUUUUUAAAUUGAAGUAGAUAAUAAUUGAUGAGUUGGUAAAUUUAAAUUCCACGUUUUUUUAUUAUGCAUUCAAAACGGAAAGCUAUAGAUACAUAUUUUACAAUAGUCCACAUAAUAUUUGAUUAAGUUAAGUUUGAAUUAUAAGACCUUUGACCCACCAAAGCAAUGUAACAACAAAAUUCCAUAUGACACAAACGUGUAAUUGUUCCACCAUAACCACGAUGUUUUUUACAUUCAAUUUAGUGGACAAUGCCACUCCAAUGUUUCCAGAUGUCAAACAAACUAUUUCUAUAUUUCGAUCUUCACCAAAAUAUGCUUUGGCUGAAGUAGCUAUCCAAUAUCAGAUGUUAAAUUUAAAAAUAAAAAACUGCAUUGAAAUGAAGAAAGAAAAAAAUAAAUUCAAAAAAAGUUCAACAGAUCCUGUAAUCAAUUCGGUUACAAAAAAUCGAAACUUGAAAGAUAUUUUUAAUGUGCAAUAAGCGGAUAUUCAAAGGAUAUAAACGUAGGAAACACCCUCUGGUGACAUCGUGUUACUGAUGCUCUGUUUUGAUAGGACAACGAUCUAAUUGGAUUUUCCUAAAUUGGGUCUACUCCCCAUUUGCUUUUUGCUGUCAGUAAGGAGUCUACUGACGCUGAACAUUUUCACAAAAUAUAAUUACUACAAUUUUAAUAGUUGAAAAUAAUUUGUACUAAUCAUAUUUGAAAUUCUCGAAUUACGUUAAAGCAAAUGGUUUGAUUGUCAUUACAUUCGUUUGUUUAUAUCUAGCAAUAUAGAAAAAUUUAGUAUACAGUAGAACCUCGAUAAGAUAAAGACCAAGUUAAACGUUAAAUCAUUUGGGGUUUUUACAUACUAAGGAUUUAAGUAAGGAAUUAAUUUACAGAGCUUUGUUUAGAACUAGGUUAAAUACAAAUGAAACUCUGAAAUCUUAUAAGUUUAUUUUAUUAUAAAUAAAAAAGUUUGUUUCGAACAAUUCACCCUUUCUACAUCCAUUUUAUUUUCAAUCUUAAAUAAAGAAGAAAAAUCAUUGAUUCCAUGAUGUACAAGCUUCUUGAAACCUUUCAAUCAACCAUUGCUAGAUUCAAAAUUAUGGAUUCGUAGUGACUUUUUCCGUCCAUAUGGGUCAGCAACACUGUUUAAACCAUAUAAAAAAACGUUGUUCUAAAUCAGGGCAUCCAGUCUUUUACAUAAAAGACUUUCUCCCGAUUUUUGUUUCUUCAAUAAUUUUAACUUUGUUUGUAAUACGUGUAUUCCAAACUUUACUGCAACGUCUUUUUCUCUUUAAGCCAUUUUUCACAUCUUCUCAGCAUAUAUAAGUGCUUCAAUUGGUAAAAACUUUUUUUGUUUGCAAUUUCAUUCGAAAUUUUUGUGAAUUGACAGAGGUUAUUACGUUAUCGAGGUUUUAAUUUAUUUAUUUAUAAGUAAAAGGUAUCGAUAGUGAAAUAAAUUAUAUGUUAUGGAAGUGUUUUAACUUCGUAUGUUCGUCGAGUUAAUUAUAAAUUACUAAACAGUUUUUGAGUUUGAAAAUAAAUAAAGGCAAAUAUUACAUUAAUGAAAUAUAAACUGUAAUAUUUCUAUUAGAAAUCUAAUAAUCGUAAUCCAUGUAUUAUUUGUGAAUUAUUUAUUGGCUGGAUAUAAUAUUGAACUUGAGAUAUGACGUAAAUGUGUUCAUGAUUGUACAGAUUGUUUUAAAUUGAUGGAAUACUUGUUAUUUUUGAUUUAUUUUCCGUGAAAAUUGUGUGAAAUGAACAGUAUUAACGCGGUUAUUAUAGUAAUGUACGUGGUAGACAAGUGAUAUUAUUAAAAAAAAAAGAGUUUUUGUAAAUUGAUAAUAUAUAUAUAUAUAUAUAUAUACAUAUUAACGACCAUUCGUUUUCAGAUGAGUAUUGUGUGAAAUGAUUAUUGUAAAUUAAGCUGAGCCAGAUUAUAAUAUUACGUAUACACGAUAAUUUAGAAAUUUCUUUUUCUCUUUGAAAUGUCCAUCUUUCGACAAAUACAGAAACUAUGUAAAUUUCCGCCUUGAUAAGUUACAGUAUCUUAUAUUUUAGUUUUCAAGAUGUAACUGCUUCAUUUAAAAAUCGCCGAUGGAAGAACUGCGUUAUAAGUCGCAGAAAGUAAAUUUCUAACUGAUGGUGUAUCAUUUUUUACUGAAUUAAACCGAAAAUUCAGUAAAUAGGGAAUAUGCACGUAUUUUUUUUAUAUUUUCGAUCAACUUUUUACUAUAACUCUAUAGAUAAUAUAAUUUAUUCUGUCAAAGAAGUCAAAAUAAUUUUUAAAAUAAAAGUAUCUGUUGAGUUUGGCUUGUUUGUCCAGUAUUUGUUUACUUCAAGUGUGACUUUAUACAUAUUUAAUGUUAUGAUAUCUCUAAAAGUCACGGAAAAAGUGAAAUUUAUCGUCAGAAGAAUAAUCAGAAUGUAAAAACACUUUGGGAUCACAAAAAUAAACAGGAAUUUUCUUCAAAUGUCAUCUGACCUCACGACAAAUGAUUUUGCGUUUAUAAAAUUUAAAUUUCGCUCGCUUAUUUUGAGAUUUUCCUCAUUUUAUACAAUGGAGAAAAAAUUAAAUGAUGGUUUUAAAUUAUCAAGUAUAUUUAAACCACAUGCAUAUUCCGUAUUGUUAUUUUUUUGAAUUUUGAUACGUACCAAUAGAGACACGUUUUUUGAAUAAUUGAAUACUUUCACUUUUUAAAUUAUUGAAUCGUAUUCUACCCUACGGCAUUCAUGUAUUUUUUUCUACUAAAUAUUUUUACAAAUCUUGGAUUUAUAGUUUGAUACAGUUUUCAUUUUCCAAAAUUUGCUAUAACCGCAAUAUAUUGAUUUUUUUUAUAUUCCAGUCCUCCCUAUCAAAUUUUUCGUUUCGACCCAUGAAUUUCCCUUUUUUAAAAAUUUUCCUUGCGUGUUAUCUAGUCUUAUAUUUUUUUGAGAAUUUUACUUUCCUUAAUUUUUUAGUGGUUUCCUCCGUACGGAUUCUUGUUUCGAUUCAAAUUUUAAAUCUUCUCUUAUAAUCGAAUUUCCUUUCAUUGGUCUAAGUUAUUUCAUCUCUUCUGCAUCAAUUUUAUUUUUGUUUCUUUCCGUCAUUACGCAAGAUUCACAGCCGUAUGUGAAAAUUGCUUUGAACACUUUCAGUUUGGUUCCUUUAGAGAUUUUUUUUAUCCUUAUUAUUAAUUCUAAAUCCCCUUUCUUCCAACACAAUUCCCAACUGGUUCCUCCUCAAUCCUGAUUUCGAUUUUUCGGUUCGCCAAUACCUUAACUUUAGUUUUCACAUCGUUUUCUGUCAAUAUUUGGUUCCAGUUGAUCAAAUUUUCUUGUAAUACUUCUAAUACUUCAAAAUAAUUUUCUUUUUUGUUGUUUUCCCGAUUAACUCUUAUAAUUAGAUAUACAGGAUGAUUCUAAAUUCACGAGGAAAAUUACAGAAUUUCAAGUUUCUAAGAUUACUGAAAUUUUAGACAAAAAAUAAAAACUCAAUUCUAGUUACCACCUUUUAAAGGUGAUAUCUCGUAAAGGAGUGAGGUCAGAAAAUUUUGUUAAAGGGCAUGUAUCAACUCGUGCACUUUGUCGAAUGAAUUUAGAAACACCCUGUAUAUCUGACAAAAAUAUUCACGUAUAUUCGACAUUUUUUUAUAAUAAACUAAAUGCCGAUGGAUAUUUUCAUACUUUUUUUUUAAUAAUUUGUUAUAGCGAUAAAUCUCGAUGUAAAUUUAAUGGAAAAUGGACGUUAGAGGUAAAUGAAAUGUUUUUUCUAUUAUAAAUUAAAAAAAAAAAACUGUAGAUAUUAUCGUAUAAGUAGUUAUAAAAUCGGUCGGGGUGUGUGCAAUUUUAAAUAUUUCUUCCAAGUUACGAAAAGAAAUUAUUAAUUUAUAUGAUAGAAACAGUAAUUUCUAUAAAAAUCGAUUUAGAAAAAUUAGAUUGUAAAAAUGAUUUAGAUGAAUACGAAGUUAUUUCUUUCAAGAAAUGUAUUGAAACUUCGUGAGGUUUAUUAGAUGCGUGAUAAACUAGGAAUUAAUUAAAUGAAAAAUGAGAUUAAAUAUAAAUAAAAUUAGAUACAUUUUUCGAAAAGUUUUUAGAUAACGUCAUGAAAUGGUAAGAACUUAACAUAAAAAUGAAGAAAUACGAUAAGUUUGAAUGAUAAUGUUUAUUAAUUGUACAGUAAUUAUUAUUCUUUCGUAACUUGGAAAUAAUUAAUAAUAAGUUUACAAAAAAAAAAAACGAAGUAAGUCGAUUAGUUUAGGAAAUCCGAGGAGUAGUAAUAAAGCUCUCUAAAUUGUAAAUCGGUUUUAACUUAUUGAAAAUACGUUUUUCGAUAAAGAAAAAUCUACCGUAGAAUAAUAUUUAGAUAGUGAUAAGCUAUUCAUUUGUUACAAGAAGCAUUCAACAUACUUUAUUACGAUAUAAUACAGAAAGAAAAUAUUGGUAGCGGAAAAGCUUUAAAUCUAAUAUUUUUUAAGAAAUCAGGUGUAAUUUUCUUUUGAAAAUUAUGUCUUAAAACAGAUUUUCGACGUCUCGCGUAUAUCUACUGUCAAAUGUCUAAUGUCAAAUAUGAUUUGACAUUAAUCAUAUUUGAAAGUGUUUUAAUGGAUUUUUGGAAAAAUAAGCUUAUCCUCAAAACAACGAUGACAACAUUUUCUAUUAUAUGAAAUUCAUCACAAAUUCCAUACUUUACAACUCUGUAAAUGUAUUAAAAAUAAAUAAAUCGUUGCAACUGGUUUCUCUGACCUCGACGUGGUACUGAAUUUACUUAAUUUGUUACUUACAACUUCGAAAACAAAUAAAAUUCUAGAAUUAUAACAUAAAAGUCCCGCUUCACGUGGAAUAAAACAACAAGUCAAAAUAUAAUGGAAGUUGUUUGAUUGUAGAUACAAUGCGUGGCAGCAACUAACCGAAGUUGAAAUUGAAUGCAUUUCAAAACAAAAAUCAACAAAAUGGUAAAUUUAUCAUAGAAGAUGAAGCGUUCCAGUCGGUCUGAUUGAUCUGACAUUUCGUUGGUUGUUAAAUCAAAAGGAACUAGAUGUUUUUUCAUUUAUCUAUUUAUCUUCUUCUUCUUCUAUGUAUAGAAGAUUUUUGAACUUUUAUCCAGCUGGACAUUUAUUCAACUUGUCGCCUCACCUAUACAUUCCAUCGUCCAUAUCAAACCUCUAGCGUCGUUUUUGUUGAAUUUAGUAACAUAAUUUUCUAGAAAACAGUAUUUGAGCUGAAUUUCGAUUUGAAAUGGUUUUAUUUACGUUUACCCCCCGAAGAAGGAGUAUAUAUUAUGUUGAAUGCUUAUAUAAAUAAUUGUUUAACGUUUUCUUUUUUGUUAGCGUUCCAUUUGUUGUUAGCCACAUUUUGUGGUGUGACGUUUGAGAUUGCCAUGUUGAUUUUUAGCAAUUUAUUUUGUACAGGAUGUCCACUUUCAAACUAAUAUUUAGAAUCAUCUAAUUUUCAUCAUAUUAAUACGUUAACUUUUUUAUAGAUUUCAUUUUCAUCGAUAUACGAUAAUGAAAAAAUGGAAAUAAUCACUAUUUUCUUUUGAAAAAAGAAAAUUUAUUAAGAUAAAUAUGAGAACCACAAGUAACUACGAAAAUAAAAUUCAAUUUCCGUGGUUCAAAUGAUAUUUUUUCAAGUAAUUUUCUAUCAAUAUAAAAAUUUUUUGAACUAUUGAUAUCUGUGUAAUUUUGCAUUCAAGAGUUGGGAGUAAUAAUGACCAUCCUGUAUAUACAAUUUUCGAUAUGUUAUUUGUUUUUUGUUCACUCAAAGUAAUUGUUUUUUUUUACUAAAUUUUGGUAUGAUGUGAAAUUUGUCUAGUGAUUUUUGAUUGAUCCUCGUUGAUAAUAAAUAUAGAUCUGA